UCAUGUUUGAAUAAAUAUUUUACGAGAGAGGUGUCCCCUAAAGCAAGGCAGAUAGAAUUAUAACAAGUUUUGUAAUAACAUCAUCUAAGUUUAUUGCUACUUGCUCGCUCCAAUGACAUACCUCAAAUCAGAAUCCAAAAUUCUUAUUGGCUUUUAUACUCUUGUGCUCUUCUUCAUGACCUCUGUCCUUUCUGAUGAAGAAGGUGCAUACAUGUUGAAGCUUAUGAAUGCACUCAAACCCCCUGGCUGGUCCAACACCACCCACAUGUGCCAGUGGACUGGCGUGAGUUGCAACAAUCAAAGUAGAAGGAUUGAAGAGAUCUUUCUCAAAGAAAUGUCACUGACGGGAACAGUUCCUGCAGGCCUCAACGACUCCCUCUCCCAACUCACAUACCUCUAUCUCUCCUACAAUAACCUGAGUGGGCCUGUUCCCUCUCUCGCCAACCUCUCUUUCCUCCAAGUAGCGUACCUCGACAACAACAACUUCACCACCAUCCCUCAUGGUUGCUUCCAUGGUCUUACUACUUUGCACUCCUUGCUCCUGAAUAACAACACCAACCUCCCACCAUGGAACUUUCCAACGGAUUUGACUGCUCACUCCUCUCAACUCCAUGUCCUCGACCUCUCUUCUACAAAUCUCAUGGGAUCCGUACCCAACAUAUCCCAUUCCUUCGCAACUCUGCGAUAUCUUUCUCUCUCUAACAACAACCUCUCCUCCAUCCCUGAGGAUUGCUUCCACAACCUAACCAGUUUGGAUGUCCUCUCUUUGGCCAACAACACCAACCUCGCACCAUGGACCUUCCCCCUCGAUUUGAUUCAUUCCUCAUUCAAACUCUCCUACCUCGACCUCGAGGUUACAAAUCUCAUGGGAUCCCUACCAAACUUAUCUCAUUUCUUCCCCGACUUGAAUACCAUUUCUCUCUCCAACAACAACCUUACCUUCAUCCCCCAAGGUUGCUUCCAGGCUCUACCCUAUUUGGGGCUGCUGAAGUUGGGAAACAACACGAACCUCACACCAUGGACCUUCCCCGACUUGAUUCAGUCCACAAAAAUAGAAGAGCUCAAUCUUGUUGCUACAAAUGUCAUGGGCUCUCUACCAGAAAUAUUUGACUCCUUGACAAGUUUGGAGACUCUUCUUCUCUCCAACAACAGCCUCACUGGUGUCUUGCCUGAGUCUUUUGGAAGGUCCAAGAUUACCACAUUGCACCUCAACGACCAGAAGGGCAAAGGAUUUUCAGGUACAAUGGAUGUUGUUUCAAAUAUGAUCGAUUUGUCUGAGGCGUGGCUUCAGGGGAACUCCUUUGAUGGAUAUAUCCCUGACAUGUCUCGUUGUACCGCCUUACAAGAUUUACGACUUGCGCACAAUCGAUUUACAGGUGUGGUUCCAGAUUCUCUGAUAAAUCUCAGUCGCAGGAACCUGCAAACUGUUACUUUGAACAACAACUUUUUUCAGGGUCCUAUGCCUAACAUUUUAGGAGAUUCUGACACUACGAAUCUUGGAGAUAACACCACCAAUGCCUUUUGUCGAGACGACUAUGAUCCUUGUGACCAGAGAGUUACCAUUUUGCUUGAAAUUGCAUCUGCAUUUGGAUAUCCUUAUUUGUUGGCCCGUUCAUGGCGAGGAAAUAAUCCAUGUCAUAAUUGGAGUUUUGUUGCAUGUACUGGGGGUCUGAUCACAACCGUGAAUUUGACAAGGCAGAACUUGACAGGAACUAUCUCAGAUGCAUUUGGUAAAUUAACUCAUUUGGAAAACUUGUAUCUAAGUGGUAACAAUUUAAGCGGUUCAAUACCUGAAAACUUGACAUCUCUUCAUCAACUCAACAAUCUCGAUGUCUCCAACAACAACUUAUCAGGAAAAAUUCCCAAUUUCUCACGUGGAGUAUACCUGAAUACUGAAGGUAACCCUUCGUUUGAGAGAAGAAAACCUUUGGGCAAGAGAAGAAAGCCACCUGCUUGGAUCAAAGGCGCAAUAGUAGCAGCAGCAGGUAUUGGAGGUCUUGUUUUCUUGGUUGUAGUUAUUUGUAACCGAAAGAGGUGUCUUAGCUUGUUACAAAGGAUUUUGUGGAAGAAAACAGGACCAUUUAUUGAUAAUGAAUUUGAAGAAUUUAUGAAAACUUAUGGAUCUUUGAUGUUAAGGAGAUAUAAUUAUUCUGAAGUGAAAAGCAUGACAAACUCAUUUCGUGAUAAAUUAGGAAGGGGAGGAUAUGGCAUUGUAUACAAAGCAUGCUUAAGUGAUGGUUGUCCGGUAGCAGUGAAGGUGUUGACCGAAUCUAGCGGAAGUGGGGAGGAAUUCCUAAAUGAGGUAGCUAGUAUUGGUAGAACUUCUCAUAUGAACAUUGUCUCGCUGUUGGGAUUUUGCUAUGAAAAAUAUAAAAGGGCACUCAUCUAUGAAUUCAUGCCAAAUGGUUCUUUGGAUAAGUUUAUCUACAAACAAGAAUCUCCCAAUGCUAUUUGUAAUUUGGAUUGGAAUACAUUGUUUCAAAUUACAAUUGGUAUUGCGCGAGGAUUAGAAUAUUUGCACCGAGGAUGUGCGGCAAGAAUUUUGCAUCUUGAUAUUAAACCUCAAAAUAUUCUGUUAGAUGAAGAUUUUUGUCCAAAAAUUGCUGAUUUUGGAUUGGCAAAAAUAUGCAAAAAGAAAGAGAGUAUUGUAUCUUUACAAGGUACAAGAGGAACUCCUGGAUACAUUGCACCAGAAGUAUUUAGCCGAACUUUUGGUAAAGUUUCUCACAAAUCUGAUGUGUAUAGUUAUGGAAUGUUGAUUCUUGAAUUGGUGGGAGGUAGAAAGAACUACGACACUGGCGGAUCACUUACCAGUGAAAUGUACUUUCCAGAUUGGAUUUAUAAGGAUCUUGAGGAGCAAAAUAUCCUUGGACGGGGUUUGUCCACUACAGAAGAAGAAAGUGAUAUGAUAAAGAAAAUUACUUUGGUGAGUUUAUGGUGCAUUCAAACAAAUCCAUUGGAUAGACCAGCAAUAAACAAAGUAGUAGAAAUGUUAGAAGGACCACUUCAGUCAGUGCCAUAUCCUCCAAAACCUGUCUUAUAUUCUCCUCAAAUGUCUAUCUCACAAUUUUCACAAAUCUCCUAUAACAGUACAGAUGAGGAGGAUUCUGAGAUUGUUGAGGAGACUAUUUCCAUCAAUAAAAUGAGUUCAAAAUUUGCAAAGUAAAUGUAAUAAGUGAAGAGAAUCACAAAUUCAUUUUGUGAUCAAUUAGGCAAGGAAGGAUACGGUGUCGUGUAUGAAGGGAAGUUAGCUGAUGGUUCUCUUGUUG
This is a messenger RNA of Arachis duranensis, 3269 nucleotides long. RefSeq names its product receptor-like kinase TMK4. Gene Ontology annotation, molecular function: protein binding; protein kinase activity; ATP binding. Gene Ontology annotation, biological process: protein phosphorylation. The coding region runs from base 113 to 3166 and encodes 1017 amino acids. The record is from RefSeq and is a predicted model, not a curated record. The transcript is spliced from 3 exons. Lineage: Eukaryota; Viridiplantae; Streptophyta; Magnoliopsida; Fabales; Fabaceae.